Molecule: messenger RNA, 1374 nt
Organism: Rubroshorea leprosula
Lineage: Eukaryota; Viridiplantae; Streptophyta; Magnoliopsida; Malvales; Dipterocarpaceae
Source: the annotation of a GenBank genome assembly
AGUGGAUUUAUGGAUGAGGAAAGAACACACUUCACGUCACAGCAAUACAAAUUUUCUUACUUUGGAGAAUGGGCAUUUGAAAGAGAGAGAACGAAAUACAAGAAGUCAAAAUAGAGUUUUUGAUUUCCAGUUUCAAAGAAAUCUAGCCAAUGAACAACAAUCAGGGCCUUCCAGAUCAUGUAUAGAUGUCAACAAACCAUCUAUGGAAAACGAGUCCAAUGUUUGCAGUGGGACAGUAAGCAUCGCUACCAUCGGAAAGAAGGCAAAGAAAAGGUGGUAAAGGUAAACCUAUCUGAGAGACAGCCUGAAAAGCAAGGGGCCCAACUAUCAGACAGCCCUGACUACAACAUUGACAAUGCAUCCAGAGGAAACACUGAAACUACCCAUGUAGUAAAUCACAAAGAAGAUGAAGAAAGAAUUCAGAAAGAAGUUCUACAACAACAUAUAACUAAUCCUGACCAGCAACCCAUUGUUCAUGAUUGUGAUGGGGAGGGAAAGGAAAGCAAAGAAGUGGUGGUAAAGGAGAGCCUAUCUGAAAGAGAGCUGGCCCAGCCUUUUUCAGAUGGCCCUGAUUACAACAGUGACAACCCCUCUAGCCAAAAGACUGAAACCGCCGAUUUAAAUCAGAUGCAAGCUAAAGCAGGAAUUCCGGACAUUCCGCAAGAAGUUUUACAACAACAUGGAACUAAUCUUGACCAACAAUCCAUUGUUCUUAAUUUUGAUGGAGAGGAUACUUCUGAUACUGAAAAUGAUGAGCACAUAGCAGUUCCACAGUUGAGGAGAAAGAAGGUUCCAUGGACAAUUGAGGAAGAACAGAUGCUUAGGGAGGGAGUAAGCAAGUUCCCAAGUACAGCUGGUGGUAACAUUCCAUGGAAGGAAAUUCUGGACCUUGGUUCUUCAGCGUUUCUUAACUGCCGAACUUCAGUGGACCUAAAGGAUAAAUGGAGAAACAUGUGUAAGGGAAGCCCGAAGCCCAAAUGAAAUGUUCUCAUACUGGUGGGGGCAUUGUCCAAACAGCUGGGAGGUGUUGAAGAUGUCAAUUAGUUUAGUUGGUAAACUCCUUUUGAUGAUUGCAUUAAAGCAUCAAGAAUCAAAUCUCAUCCUAAGCAGGAAAAAGAGGCUUUUUUUUUUUUUUUUCCUUUUGGUGUAACACAGGUGAAAGCCAACGUUUUUGAUAUAUAUAAAAAACAUUGUAAAUAUAAUCAGCAAUCUUCAGUCAAAAAAAUAUAUAAUCAGCAAUGAGCUUUCUGUGUUCAUCAAAGUGCUGAUUUCCGGUUAUGCUUUUAGUUUUUGGUCACUGGUUUCUCGGGUAUACGGUUUAUAGAGUUUUUGGCAAACAAUGUUUUCUUACAGUAAUAGACACAUGACAUCUUG